GAAAAACCCCGUGACAUCGACAGCAAAUAAUUCGACAGCAAGUAUUCCUUGUACGUGUUUUGGAACGCACUUUUCUUAUGGUUGGAAUUCAGUAAUGAGAUUUCCAUAUGUCACUAAUUCUUCUGUUUUUAUUAAUCACCCAUCCAUCCACUCGAUACUGACUUCCCAAUAAUAUCAAGUUUCACUGGCGACAUCGCUAUCUCACACUAACAGCAACACUAGAAUGAACGGCGCUGAAGAAAAACAACUAAUAGGACAGCCAAGACAAGCGUUUGUUGAAGAGAGAUUAAACGAUGCUAAACAAGAAGUGGCUGUUCAGAAUCCCAACAGAGGAAAAAGAAAAAAAUGUCUCAUCUUUGUUGUGGUUUUGAUCAUUUGUUUAGUUACCGCGGUAACAAUAACCUUGGUACUUCUGCUCAAAGACGAUAAGCCCAGCACAGGAAUUAAGACAGCAUUGGCAUCGUCUAAUUCCACAGGAAGACCACCAACAGGUCUAGGAAUUAAGACGGCAUUGCCAUCGUCUAAUUCCACAGGAAGACCACCAACAGAAAACUGGAGUAAUUGGACGAGCUGCAGUGUAACUUGCGGUAACGGAUUUCGACAGCGCUUGCGUGGAUGCCCGCAAAGUUCAAACUGCAGCAACUCCAGCGGUGAAGUAAGUACAAGUUCUUGUGUUAUGCCGACCUGUCCUGAGCCUGCGACAUGGGAGCAAUGGAGUCAGUGGUCGCAGUGUAGUGUAACAUGCGCAAGCGGAGUGCAAGCUCGAAAUCGCACCUGCACAGGAAGUAAUAACGCAACCAAGUGCCAGGGAAGUUCUCAAGAGACGCGAGGAUGUACGCUUCCGGCUUGUCCAAGAAAAGAUUGCCUGGACUUGUUUUUGUCCAGAGUAAAUCGUGAUGGGAUAUACACUAUAGAUCCAGACAAUCAAGGACCCUUUCAAGUCUACUGUGACAUGACAACUGACGGAGGGGGGUGGACUGUGUUCCAGAGAAGACUAGACGGAUCUGAAGAUUUCUUCCGUAAUUGGACCGAAUACAAAACCGGCUUCGGAAACCUGUCAGGCGAGUUUUGGCUGGGUAAUGAUAAGAUCCAUCGACUGACAGCCAAUCAGUUGACGCGUCUCAGUGUUGAUUUACAGGCCUUUAGUGGUGGGCUUAAGAAUGCCACUUACGAAAAGUUCCGAGUCGAAAAUGAAACGCUGAAUUACACCCUGACAGUCGAAUCAUACUCGGGAAACGCGGGCGACUCAUUCACUCAACAAAAUGGGAUGAAAUUUACUACCAAGGAUAGAGACAAUGAUAAAGAGGGUCCGUCUAACUGUGCCGUGGGAUAUCCCGGGGGUUGGUGGUUUAAAGCCUGUCUUCCUGUCAACCUCAAUGGAAAAUAUGUCGGCAAUAGCAGGGACCGUCAAGGUAUUAUAUGGCUUAGGAUAUCGACUGCCGCGUUUAAUUCUCUGAAAUACACGCAAAUGAGAAUUCGCCGACGUUAAUUCAGGGUAAAAGAGACCUUUAGGAUCAGGUUUACCGCUAACCGUUAGGGAUCAGGCCCAGAAACACGCACGCAAACACGGAGAAACACUCAGCAUCAAUGAAAUUCAAUAUGGCGGCUUUUCUAGCAACAACUUCGUUAUGACGCCUUGCUAAAUGUUGAAAGUUUGACGGAAAACACCUGACGUCGAACUGCAGUUUGAGGUUUGUGACUCCUACCAAGAAGGUCGUGCCAGAGGUUUCUAAUGUAACUGCAACUGUAACGUUCCACUAUCGUGACCAUCAUCCUGGCAACCAGUUACCAUUCCAAUAACAUAGUAUUCUUGGAGCAAUGCUGAUGUUAUGCUGCAAGCUGCGGAUUAGCCAUUCCGAGGUUGCAGAUAACAACAGGGUCAAGCUGGCAUUGCAGUGUGCAUUGUGGGAAUGUUUAGGGGAUAUAUUUUCGAGGUGGCAUGCAUUUCGUCUACGGUUUGUAAUUAUAUGCAAAGUAGGACAUUUUUCGGCCCUCCCCACAAAAAAAUAUUUUUCUUAUGCACUUUUAUCAGAUACGUGUACUUUCGGAGGUACUUUUUUUAUCGUAGGUUCAUAUUGUUUUCGGAGUUACAUUUUUUUGGGGGAGCUACAUUUUUUUCGGAAGUACAUUUUUUUCGGAGGAUAAUUUUUUUAUAGUAGACCAGCAUCCCUUGCGAGUCCUAAUUUAUUACACACAGCGGACAAAAUGGCGGACAUUCGGGUUGUUGUAGCCCGAAGAUCCAGGGAAGUGGCCUUGGAAAUAUCUAGUUUCUUAGCUGAACCAACUAUUGACUCAGAAAAGAUGAAAGUAAUACACAGUGCACUGCAAUACCAACUUGACCCAGUUUUUAUCUGCCACCUCGGAAUGGCUAAUAGUGCUGCGGGACUAAAAUUAGGUCUUUCUACCUUACGUUACUAUGCUAAGCGUGUCAAUUUUUUUGUUUUACAGUUUGUCAUACUCUUAUUAUAAGCUUAUUAUAAUCUUGGUGGAAUUUUGAAUUGAUUAUCGUUUCAAACGUGUACAUUUAAUGGCUCCCAGCUAUAGCUAGAACUGCGUUGUGUUUUUGGUCAGAACAUAAACCGUGAUUUAACUUUU
This is a messenger RNA of Actinia tenebrosa (Australian red waratah sea anemone), 2595 nucleotides long. Its product is annotated as fibrinogen-like protein A. NCBI's taxonomy places the organism in Eukaryota, Metazoa, Cnidaria, Anthozoa, Actiniaria, Actiniidae. The record is from RefSeq and is a predicted model, not a curated record.